Molecule: messenger RNA, 2992 nt
Organism: Cottoperca gobio
Lineage: Eukaryota; Metazoa; Chordata; Actinopteri; Perciformes; Bovichtidae
Product: GRB2-associated-binding protein 1-like
Exons: 13
Coding region: 183-2510 (775 amino acids)
Biological process (GO): signal transduction
Cellular component (GO): cytoplasm
Molecular function (GO): signaling adaptor activity
Source: RefSeq, a predicted model, not a curated record
UGCUGGAGUAUUUAUAUCAGCAGUGAUACCUUGUGAAGUGCUUCAAACUCUCUUCUGAUCGUCUGCUGGUUUAAAGGUCAUCGGCUCAGUCGGAGGACUAGAAGCCUAAUUGACUGAUCUGACACUUGAUUGGUUGAGUGUAAUUGACUGGAAGUGUGUGUUGCUGCUCUGCUGGCUGCAGGAUGAGCGGAGCAGGGGAGGUGGUGUGUGAAGGCUGGCUGAGGAAGUCCCCGCCGGAGAAGAAGCUGCGUCGUUAUGCGUGGAAGAGGCGCUGGUUCGUCCUGCGGAGCGGCCGGCUGAGCGGGGAGCCGGACGUCCUGCAGUACUUCAAGAACCAGCAGUCCCGCCGUCCAAUCAGGACCAUCAACCUGCACCUGUGUGAACAGGUGGAUGCCGGCCUGACGUUCACGAAGAAGGAGCUGGAGAGCAGCUUCGUGUUCGACCUGAGGACGGAGGAGAGGACCUGGUACCUGGUGGCCGAGUCCGAGGAGGACAUGAACCGCUGGGUGUCCUCCAUCUGCCUGCUCUGUGGAUUCAACCCCACUGAAGACGUUCGGGAGAGACCUGCUGUCUCCGGCUCGUCCUCCAUCGCAGCGAUGUCCCCGCCCACUGGCACCAGCGCCAUCACCGCGGUAACAAGGUCAGUGCCCCCCCCCUAUGACCCGGUGAGUGUGCGAAACCUGGAGCACGGUGGAAUUGCAGAAGAAGACUACCUGUGGUUAUCUCAGUGCCAGAGUCACAUCAGGCCUCCUUUAGGUUCUCUUGAAACUGACUACAACGACAACCUCUACCCUCCACCCUCCACCACCUCCUCUUCCUCUUCCUCUUCCUCCUCUCCUUCCCUUCUUCCUAACGGCCUCCCACCUCCAUCGUCGUCCUCCUCGUCCUCUUCCUCCAGCUUUAGGACAGCCCUUUGGACAGUUGCCUCCAGCCAGUCACUGGAUACCAGCAUGACCUCUGACCUCCAGAGACGACCCGGUAGACCUCGCUGUCACCCGUCUCCUCAUCCCAGGAAGCACUCCCUGGACUUCCACCUGCGACCUGUGGCGAUACCUCUCAGCGACGAUAUACACGCCGCCCUGCAUCCAAAUACGCACUCGAACACCACCAGUGGUUACCAGAUCCCACGUCCGGCGUCCACCACGCAACCACGACCUCUUCGCCGCCCAUCCUCUACCCCCAGUGUGGACUCCCUAACCCAGGCGGAGCUCAACGCCACCACCCCAACUCCUCCUCCACGCCCGCCCAAACCUCACACCAUCGCCGCCCAGGGAGAGAGCUCAGCUGUGGGCACGGGGCGGGCGACGCUCCCCCGAUCCACCUCAGAGUCCGAGAGGAGGGAUGUAUAUGUAGAAGGAGGGCUGCCAAGGAGCCACACUAUGACUAUGCCAGGACGCACACAGACAGGUUGUGACUCUUUUUACAUCCCUCGGUCUCUGUCGGACAGAGCGAGCAUGUUCGAGUUCAGCGAGAGCUUCAACAGUUACUUUUUUAAUAAAGGCAUGGUACCUCUGGGUAGUGUUUGCUCUGAAGAUGAUGACGUGGAUGAAAACUAUGUUCCCAUGAGCGCUGCCACCACUGAGCCUCCUGUUACAGCCCGGGUGCCUCCACAUCCUCCCUCUGACCCCUCUGUGCUGCUCCAGGAUGCCAACUACGUCCCCAUGACCCCCCUCGCCUCUUCCCUUCCCGGUCAUCCCAGCCCUGCCACAGGGGACCCGGCAUCCAUGGGGAGGCAAGUCCCCCCACCCGCCCACAUGGGUUUUCGUAACUCCCCCCUGACUCCCGUCGCCCAUCUCACCCCGCCGCUCCGGAGGAACACCAUGAACACUGCCGGGGGAGUGGAGGUGGAGGCCAUGCCCCCUCCCAUCCACCGCAACCUGAAGCCACAACGCAGAGGAGUUUGUGCCACUCAGUCUGCAGAGAGGACGGACGGACAGACUGCUGCAGAGCCCAAACACAAAGCGACAGUGAAACCAGCUCCUCUGGACAUCACUCCAGUGCAGCAGGACUGGCAGGAAGUCCCGCCCCCUGUCCGCUCGCCUGUCACUCGAACCUUCACACGAGAUCCAUCCAGUCUGCAGUAUGUCAGGCCGACCUCCGCACACAGCUCCUCCCCCUCCUCCGACUCUGAUGACACUGAUGACAGCUACGUCGCCAUGACAACGACCUCCAGCCUCAGCUUCAGCACCGGGGAGCCGUCUCUGAGGCUGAUGCUGCACCGGGCUUCAGAGGGCGGGGUCAGCAGCCCGAUGCUACGGCGAGCCAGAGGCGACAAACAGGUGGAGUACCUGGACCUGGACCUCCACACAGGGCGCUCGACACCAACACGACAGAAACGCUGCACAGCAGAAGCUGGCGGCCGGCAGGUAGGAGCCAGCGAGGAGCGUGCACAAGGCGGGCGUACACGUGUGGACUACGUGGUGGUGGACCCCAAAAGAACAAAGGCCCUGAGGAGCACCAGAGAAGCAUGGCAUGAUGGGAGGAUGUCCACGGAGAAGGAGAAAUGCUAGACAUGCACCAACACACACACACACUGUGAUACAGACGUCACAUGGUAUCAGCUGUUCGGUGUAAGCGAGUGCACGAUGAUCAUCGCUGCGACUGAAGGACAAACAAGUCGAGGGCUGACAAUCUGCAUCUAAUUAAAAAUGUGUCCACUGUAGAGAGACUUCUUGCAAAGCACACUUUUAUUUUAUGGAACAAGUGAAUGUAGGGAAAGUGACGAUACACGUGUUUCAUAUUAGAGAACAUUAGCUCCUAACCCUAACCCAAUGAGAUGUAAUGUAAACAACUGGAGGAUCCUAAUGUUGUAGCAAUACAAGGUCACAGGUUUGAUACCAGUUUCUAAUCAUUUAGUUCUCUGAACAUGUUCGGUGGACAAAGCAGAAUAAUUAUCAGUGAUUAUUUUAAAUCAAGUAUGAAAUGUGAGUCCUUCCAUUGAUCCUGUGAUGACAGACAGCUGUCCAACAAUAAAGAAUAAACACUGCACUCA